UAAGGUCACGUGAUCCCCGGUAACUGCCGGAAGUUCAACUUCGUCACACCCCGAGAGGUUCCUACGCUGGGAGGCCACGAAACGCCGCGGUUCUUACCCCAUACAUGACAACCAGGAUUAGGACCCUGAAUCCAUCCAUCGCGUCGCGCAUAUCGCGUGCAUGUCCACCAAACAUGCUCAGGAGUAGAGCAAAGGGGCAUCUGUCUCACAGUGUAGUGCCGCGGCUCGCCGGCGAGGUGAUGAUUUUAGCGGUAUUCGUACAGCGAGGAGUCGGUGUUCACACCGGGAGGUGUAUCAGCGUCCAUGCCUGUAGCCACGAGUUGGCUGUGUAUGUGAUGAGCGAGGCAGGCGGUGGUGAUCUGCAAUGCGGUACGAGGUCGACUCUCACUGUAACGCUUGCGGCUAUCUGUCCGUGUUUUCCUGGCACUGCCCUCCCGCAUCCUCGCGCUGCCAUCUUCACUCCCCUUCCGCUCUUUGAUGCCCAUCUCACGCACCACUCUCCGGUCCGCUGCAGCGCGUCCAAACGUCCAUCGGCGCCCCUUUCAUGUCGUCUGUUCAGCUGUAGUACCUGCAGUCAGUGUCCCGGAUGAACGCCGGGUGCGCACUGGGUACGCCGGGUACGGUCAACUUCGGCCUCGCGCCGCGCGAAGCGCACUUCCCCCGAUGAAUUCCCUAGCUCGUCUAGGGACCGCGUCGCUGACAGCUGUGAGUAGGGAGAGCCGUCAUCAACGCAUAAAGGGCAGCAUCGACGCUUGGAAGGAUUUCUUCAAAGCCCAAAGAGGCUCAUUGGCACACAAUUCUAACUGGAAGGAGCAACAUCAGUGCGAAAGCGGCGAGGAGAUCAGCAUGCAGAUACCGUACUUCCUCAGCUGUGUCCGCGAGGGUGUGUUCACUUGAGACCUUCGCCGGCGGUCUUGGAAGACAGGC
Molecule: messenger RNA, 927 nt
Organism: Schizophyllum commune H4-8
Lineage: Eukaryota; Fungi; Basidiomycota; Agaricomycetes; Agaricales; Schizophyllaceae
Exons: 2
Coding region: 105-590 (161 amino acids)
Source: RefSeq, a predicted model, not a curated record